UACAGAGUCACACAAUGCCAACGUUUACAAGAUCUUUGCAGGAGCAAACAUGAAUUUUAUUCAGACUCGGCUUGACCUUGGCUGCACAGAGAACACAAAGCAGAUACUCACAUUGGAUGAAACUAUUGUUGAGAGAUGGAUCAACAUUGGGCAUGGAAAAAAUGCAGAAAAUGAAAUUGAUCUGAUAUUUUCUUCGCCAUCCUGUCUUGUUGGGAGCUUCAUCAAGCCAAGUGAUGGAGACCAGUGCAAUGUCGACUUGGAAUCUGCCAGAGAAAUAUUUAAGAAGCUUACUGAGAAAGACUGGGUUGUCGAUGAGAUAACGUCCGGCCUGGAAUCAAAAUUAAUUCCAAACCUUGGGACGUCUUGCCAAGACGAAGAAGCUUUGAUGAUUUACCUGAUUCUACCAGAGUGUUCUAUAAUGCAGAAUGAGAAUAACAUCGACACAUUGGUUGCCGGCUUUGUUAAAGCUCUCGCAUGUCUGGAUCCUGCCUCAAAAACUACACUGGGAAAAUACUGGUCGACCCUGAAAUCAUCCAACCUGAAUGUACUUGUCCAGAUGAUUAGGACUCUGUUGAGCAACCGGAUUAAAGAGCUUAAUUUAUUGCUACUGCGGGACCAGCAGCUCCAGUUUCACCAAUGUCCAAUUGUUCUAAAAGAGGUUCUGGACGUACUGGAGUUGGUUUAUGAAGCAAAUAGCAAGUCAGAAUAUGGCAUUCCAGUGAGCAAAUUCUACAUCAGUCUUGACGGCCUGUUUCCACUUGUAGGAAACCCACUGCCUGAAAUUGCACAGUUUUUUCUCUCGUAUCCAUUCACCCUUGAUCUAUCUGCCAAGGUUCGGAUGAUUUACAUUGAUUCACAUAUGAGGAGAGAGACGAAAGUUUUGGAUACUCUUCGCUUCACAUUCCGCAACUUGCUGGCAGGAAGCCCAGAACCACCCAAAAGUCUCGUGCUCGAGUUGAUGUUUGAUCGCCAAAACUUAGUUGCUGAUACAUUUGAAAAAUUGAGUAAGGUGGCGAAGGCUGAUCUACAUAAAGAACUUAGGGUGACAUUUAAAGGGGAGCGUGUCCUCGAUCCGAGAGCUAUGAGAAAUGAAUUCUUCAAAUUUGUUUUUCAAGAGCUGGUGCAGCCAGAUUCAAAGAUGUUUAUUUAUUUUCAGAAUUUCAGAACUAUUUGGUUUCCUUCUCAGGUCAAAGUCCCCAUGAAGAACUACUUCCUGCUUGGAAGAUUGUGUGGUCUUGUUGUGUACAACAAGUGUGUGAUUCAUAUCCCCUUUCCACUCGCACUGUUUAUGAAGCUACUGAUGAGCAAGCCAUCUCUGAAGAAUCUAUCAGAAAUGGAUCCUGAUUCCUACAGAUAUCUGAGAGGUAUUUUGGACUAUGAUGAUGUCGAUGAGCUUGGCCUUGACUGUACGAUGCCCUGGGAAGAGCAAUAUGUUGAAGUCAUUCCAAAUGGCAAAACCCAACCUUUGACUAACAAGAACCGGGAGAUAUUUGUAGAAGACUGCGUGAACUACAUAUUCAAAACUUCAAUCAAAAAACCCUUUGAUGAAUUUAGAAAAGGAUUCUUUCAGAUUUUGGAUGAAAAUUUGAUUAAAUACUUCCAUCCUCAAGAGCUGAGGGACAUGUUGAUUGGAAGUAAUGACUAUGACUGGAAAAUGCUGGAGCAGAUUACAGCCUAUCAAGGAUACCACAUAUCACACCCAACCAUCAAGAUAUUCUGGAAGGUUUUCCAUGAAAUGACUUUGGACGAGAAGAAACUAUUCCUCUCAUUUAUCUUCGGAUCCGAUCAAAUUCCAGUGAUGGGAAUGAAGUGUUUGAAGAUAAAAAUCUCUUCAUGUGGGUGGACUGAAGAUGAUUAUCCAGAGGCAGUCACUUGUUUUGACAUCUUGCUUCUACCAGAGUAUACCAGUCCAGGAUCUCUGAGAACAAAACUGGUGACAGCUAUCAAAUCUAAGAAGAAACUUAAUAGAGAAUGAAGCUACUCAGCAAAAGAGACUGCAGCUUUUAAUGGAAGAAACAUUAGCAACGACACACUAUCCAAUGAUCCACACCUGCACUUAUAUCAAAGACUAGUAACAGCUGGGAAGAAACUGUCCCUAAAUCUGGUGGAAAUGUUCAAGACUGGAAACCUCUAUGUUCAUGUUGGAAAGCAAAGUGUUGUCAAACUUGUGUAUGAACAGAGCAGAUUUUGAAAUUGGAGUGUAAUUUCUUCUGCACUCUUAACGGAAGUUUAUUUUGCAACUAUUUAGGAGGCCCUUUGGCCCAUCAGGUCUUCGAACAAUCCCUUUGGUCUCAUUACCUUUCUCAUUUCCCUGUACCCGGCUUUAUCUAUUUCUCAGGGCAGCACAGUCGCGCAGCGGUAGAGUUGCUGCCUUGCAGUGCCAGAGACCUGGGUUUGAUUCUGACUAUGGGUACUGUCUGUGUGGAGUUUGCAUGUUCUCCCCGUAGCCUGCUUUGGUUUUC
This is a messenger RNA of Amblyraja radiata (thorny skate), 2462 nucleotides long. Its product is annotated as probable E3 ubiquitin-protein ligase HERC4. Gene Ontology annotation, molecular function: ubiquitin protein ligase activity. Gene Ontology annotation, biological process: protein polyubiquitination; ubiquitin-dependent protein catabolic process. The transcript is spliced from 16 exons. NCBI's taxonomy places the organism in Eukaryota, Metazoa, Chordata, Chondrichthyes, Rajiformes, Rajidae. The coding region runs from base 50 to 1975 and encodes 641 amino acids. The record is from RefSeq and is a predicted model, not a curated record.